GCAGGACAGUUCUGCUAUGUUAACAAGACUGUUAAAAUGAAUAGGAACAGUGACUGUCCAUGUCUGAGAAGAGUCUUCGCCAAGUCGCCGUCUACCUUGGGAACUGGACUGUAAUGAGAGAGGAGGGAGAGUUACAUUGAAUUAAUUUUAAUUUCCCAGGGUCCACAGACCCUUUGCUAGGCCCAGUGACCCAAGCACUGUUUUAGAAAGGAAAAAAGGGAGCAGAAUCCCAUCACCACAGCAGGCAGGUCCAGGCAAGAGGUCGUCAGUGAGAAAGGGGAGAAAUGGCCAAAUCGACGCAGCUAAUUGACAAUGAAGUCUUCCGGGCUUACGCUACUUACACGGCCAUUGUUCUCCUAAAAAUGAUGCUAAUGAGUCUGAUAACUGCAUACUUCAGGAUCACCAGGAAGGCAUUUGUCAACCCAGAAGAUACAGCAUCAUUUGGAAAAGGGGAGAGUGCUAAGAAAUUCCUGAGGACUGAUCCAGAUGUUGAACGGGUACGCAGAGGCCACCUGAAUGACCUGGAAAAUAUUGUCCCGUUUGUUGGCAUUGGACUGCUGUAUGCUCUGAGCGGCCCCGAGCUGUCCACGGCCCUGCUGCACUUCAGGAUCUUCACAGGGGCUAGGAUCUGCCACACUUUCGCAUACUUGAUCCCUCUUCCCCAGCCUGGCAGAGGUUUGUCUUGGGCAGUUGGCUACUCAGUGACCUUCUCCAUGGCCUACAAAGUCCUGAAGACAGCGUGGCUCCUGUAGCAGAGCUGUAGCUUCCGCGUCCCCUGCGACAUUCCACACAGUUUCCAGCACUGUACGAUGAUGUCUUGAAUGAGCCAAUGAGUCUUCCGUGGUAACUGGAGUUCUUCUUUUGAACAAAAGCUUUUUGUUCCUGUUCAGAAAUGUUUCUUUUUUGGAGGGAAUAGAAUCCUUCUCCCUGUAUUCCCUGUGCAUGGGUUGCACUGCCAAAUACUAGAUUGGAUGUUCCCUUUGCGACUUGUCAAGUGCUUACAACUCUAAACAUGCCAUGAUGCUGUAUUGAUAGAGUGUUUGAUAAUUUUCUACAGAUGCACUAUUUUUGGCUGUAGCUCUGAAGUCUAAAUCAAUAAAGACAAGAUUAAAAAAAAAAAGCCUGUUUGUAUUUUUGUUUUCAUUUUGACUCUCCACACUGCAGCCAGCAAAUAGCAUGUCACUAUGUAUCAGGAAGAGAUUCCAAUCAUACGGUUCUUUGAAGAAAGCUUACCUUAAUAAUAAGAUAUAACCAGUAAUGGUAGUGUUGUUGUAAAAAAAUCUUUGAUGAAAAUGUUUGUAUAAUCCACUUUGGGACUAAAAAACCUAAACCGUUGCAGCUCCAUUUCUUUCAGUUGAAUAGAUUUAAAAGAAAGAAUGUAUUUGUGCUAAAUUCUGUUUGGAGACACUGAUAAAAAUUUGAAGUAAUUUUUUUUGUUGGGGUUCCUGCAAACAUAUAUUUUGUGACUGGAUAAAGUGUAGACCCUUGGUAGAGGAUUUUUUUUUUUCAUCUUUGAAUAAAUUCGGCAUAAAAUGAAUGACACUUGCAAAUGUAGCUAUCAAGUAAUCCAGAUGUACAUAUAUAAUUAGUUUGUGUGUCAUAACUGUCAUAAAGAUGAUAGGAAGUUUUGCUCUUUGCUUACAUCUUUCUGUGAUGUGUUAAUUUGAAAUACAUUCUUUAAAGACUUUU
Vidua macroura (Pin-tailed whydah) is the source of this 1689-nucleotide messenger RNA. RefSeq names its product microsomal glutathione S-transferase 1 (gene MGST1). Bases 285 to 752 code for a protein of 155 amino acids. Lineage: Eukaryota; Metazoa; Chordata; Aves; Passeriformes; Viduidae. The transcript has 4 exons. Gene Ontology annotation, molecular function: glutathione transferase activity. Gene Ontology annotation, cellular component: mitochondrion; membrane. The record is from RefSeq and is a predicted model, not a curated record.